Messenger RNA from Phytophthora megakarya, 324 nucleotides. Lineage: Eukaryota; Oomycota; Peronosporomycetes; Peronosporales; Peronosporaceae. The record is from the annotation of a GenBank genome assembly.
AUGCCGUUCGGGUUAAAGAACGCUCCUCAGAUCUAUCAACGGAUCGUCAACAAUGCAAUAUACGGCCACAUGCGCAUCAAGCCCGAUCAGGAUAGAUCGAAUCCCGUUGACGUCUUCGAGGAAGGAGAGCCAGAAUCGGACCCUAAGCCGUCGGUCCUCUGGCGGAGGUCGUAUGUGGACGGCAUCCUUGUGACCGGAGACACGUGGGAUAGCAUGUGUAACCGUGUCGACAAACUGCUCGACGUCUGUGAUCGGUGGAACUUGUCGAUCAGCGUAGCCAAGAGUUACUGGGGUCGACGCAAGGUAGCAUAUCUAGGACACUAA